GCAUUUGUUAGAACAUUGUCUUUGUUAACAAUCUUUCUAAACAAAAUACUUGAAUAUAAAAUAAAUUGUUACAAAUCCAUCAUUUUACAGACAUUUAGGUACAAAGUGGUAUCUGUUUAUGACGCUUAGGGAAAGGUCGAUUGGUGCACAUACUGAUAUAAACCAUCAUCAGCAGUAUAUAGGACGGCGACGCGACGCAAUAGGAGCCCGAACGCGGUAGGUAACGAACAAACGCGAACGUGACGCUAACGCUAGGUUUGGGUUUGCGUCAGACCAAAGUCAGUGUGUUUGUGGAGAAAGGUUCUCUCGAUCGUGGAUCGAAAGUGCCAAAGCGAGAAGAUAAAGGUAAACAGAAAGGCCAUGUUCGUGUUUCCCAACGCGAACGUCCUGCUGCUGGCAAUACCAUCCAUUCUGCGCAGUUUUCCGGCUGGAGGACCGACUCAGUUAUGAAAUAGUCGACGGCGACGCCGACGGGCGACGAAAAGCGGCAAGGGCGACGCAGCGGCUUGUUAUUCCGUUAUUCCACUCUUUUCCUGAACGUCGGUCGUGUCGUCAGCACGUACACACGUUUGUUUAUACGUACAAUACAAUACGUGCUGUCGCUACCGGAAUAUUGGCGUCGAAACUAAACGUCGAAAUGUCAUUUCUCGCGCCACCUUCAAUAUUCGCGUCGUGUAGCGGUUAAUAGUGUGGUAGUGCCUGUUGUUGCUUACUAUAUUGGUCGUUUAUAGCGAUCUUAAAACUUAAUGAAUUGUGACGAAUGAAAGUGGUGAAUUGAAUCGUUUUAGUUUUUGUGACUGUGUGAAACUUAAUCUGACAGACCGUUUACUGGAUUUAAUAGUGUUGGAUAAUAUUCAUUUUAUCGCCUCCGUUGGUUAUCAGGACAUAUUUUAAGGCCUUCGUAAGUAGUAACGAUGACGAGUACUCUUUAAAAGUUUCGACAAGAUAUUUACCAAAUAUGGAUUUAUUAUAACAUCAGGGUGAUUACACGAUUUGGUGUGGAAUGGGCUGCAGUUUAGCAAAGAAUUCCGGCAGUAAGUCUGGAGGAAAGAACAAGGAUGCCUUACAGGAACCACCACCUGUUGCGGCACCUGCCGAUCCCCGUCUUCCUCUUACAGCUAAACAAAAGUACAGCAUGAUGGCCUCAUGGAAAGGAAUAAGCAGAGCGAUGGAACAAACAGGGAUAAAUAUGUUUAUCAAACUUUUCGAAGAACACCAAGAACUACUGACGUUAUUUGAGAAAUUUAGGGAACUGAAAACGAAAGAAGACCAAGUCAACAGCAUGGAAUUGGCAGCUCAUGCUACCACCGUUAUGAAUACCUUAGACGAAGGAAUAAAAGGCCUGGAUAACAUGGAUACAUUUUUUGAUUUUGUCCACCAUGUUGGGGCCCUUCAUAGGAAAAUACCCGGCUUCAAAGUAGAAUAUUUUUGGAAAAUUGAAACGCCCUUCUUAACCGCUGUUGAGCAAACACUGGGCGAUCGAUAUACGGAAAACGUCGAAAACAUUUACAAAAUCACCAUCAAAUUCAUACUCGACACGCUAGUUGACGGGUACAACAAUGGGGAGAGUUCGUCUGCUAGAAAACCAGCACAAACAACUACCUAAUAAUAAUUAUUACAAUUAUUAUUAUUGUAUUAUAAUGUUGUAACAGUGUCCAAAACUGAACAACGCCCAUAGUUAAUGAUCAGGGUCGGACUAAAUUCGGUUAUAUUCAUUUAAUGAAGAACAUCGACCCUUCCAGACCACCUGUAUUGGUCAUCUAAGUUGCAGAAUGUCAAAAAAUCAGAAGUGAACACGCCAGUAACUAUUACAGUAAAUGGUUAAAAGGUAAUUAUCUUUCGUAGCAGUAAAUAAUUUCAUUGACAUUCCUUAUUUAUGAAUACCACACAUCAGAUGGUACAGUGGAAAAACAAAAAAUGAAAAAUGAAAAAUAUUUUCUAAUAAUUUACAUUACCUAUUCACAAAUGCAGACCACUUCUGAAUUUUUGAUAAUUUGUGCCUGUAAAAAGAACCUUGUCAAUAUGUGUCAAUUUUUAAGCGUGUAAAUACCUAUUUAUUUUUUUAUAAUUAGUUACAGUGAUAGAUGCAAACAAUGUAAUGAAUGCCAUAUUUGUUGUCUCGCGACAUCCCUUCUGAUCCUUUUUCUAGAGGAAUUGAUAAGGCUCUGCUAUCGUAACACUUCUCCCAUUUUAUGGGAUUAAAAAAAACAACUAUACCACCUUAAAGAUCAGAAAAUGGUCAAAAUAGGUCAAUUACAUCAUUUCUUAUAAAAUAAAUAAUGAAAGGCAUAUAACAUAUUUAAUAUAAUUGGUCAGUUAAAAUAAAUUGGUAGUCA
Agrilus planipennis (emerald ash borer) is the source of this 2336-nucleotide messenger RNA. RefSeq names its product neuroglobin-like. The transcript is spliced from 5 exons. Gene Ontology annotation, molecular function: oxygen binding; heme binding. Bases 1004 to 1606 code for a protein of 200 amino acids. Lineage: Eukaryota; Metazoa; Arthropoda; Insecta; Coleoptera; Buprestidae. The record is from RefSeq and is a predicted model, not a curated record.